CAUCCCGUCUGUCAGAGUUCAGCGAUGUGUUCCACUACCCUAACCUGCUGCGGACAGAUGCUCCACCCAGGGCUGUGGCUGAGGCCAUAGCUAUAUUGUUGGAUAAUCUACAGUGGAAUUACAUUGGUAUGGUUUUCACUGAUGACAAUUUCGGGCGUAGCAUGAAGGACUUAGUUCUGCGAGAGACCUACAGCCGUGGUAUUUGUGUUCCACAUGUAAUUGCCAUGCCAGAUACAGGUACAGCUGUAAACAUCAUGGCUGACAGAUUGCGGCCCGUGAUAGAGAAUGACGUAAUCGGUGUUGUCUACGCAGGAUCGGAAAUGAACGUUCCAGAAUUAUUCCAAGCUCUAGGAAAGUUAGAUCAGAGCAGAGUCAACCGGCUGCAGUGGGUGUUUCCUUGGUCAAAGUUUUCGAAACCCUUCAAUUCUCCCUUGUUUCGAGGAUCUUUGUCUGUGGCCACAAAGUCAAAGUUCAUCUCCGAAUUUGCAGAUUAUUUCACUUCCAUAAACCCACAGAGCCCGCAGGUUCAGAAUCCCUGGUUCCAGGAGUGGUAUAUGUUCACAAAUAAGUGCAAAUUUAACAACGCAACCAAUCCACUAGUCCAGAGUUACAGCCCCUGCAUUGUACCAACAUCAACAGAACGCAGGGCGGCGUUUACCCAGGAUGAGUCCGUCGAGCAGGUUAUCAAAGCUGUGUACCUUUUUGCCAACGCCCUACGCCGUGCCAGGAAUGACAAAUGUCUAGGGUCUGUGCAAACCUUCUGCACCAGUUUUGCUCAGAUGACUCCAGCGGAAUUCUUAGGUUAUAUGAAAACAGGUUUUACUUUCUCAGCUGCUGAAAAUCUCCCUAGCUUGUCGGGGACAAGUGUUUUGUUUGACGAUAACUUGGACUUGGCCACUUUUGCUGGAUUUGAUGUGUACAACUUCAACAACAGAUCUGGUACUGGUUUUCAAUUUCAGUCAAUUGGCUCCUACACUCGUCCUUCUGGUUUAAGUCUGAACACUGCGGCUGUCACAAUGUAUGACAUGGACAGAGUUACUCCCCUUGCCUCCAUUCCUCCGUCGGAAUGCACUUCACACAAUUGCAGUUACUGUACUCUACCACCAUCACGAGUGCAUUUCUCUACCUACCCGGCUAACAGUGGAUUGUUUAUUGGAGGCAUAUUUUCCAUUCACACCUCAGACCCGUUGGGCUACACCUGUGAUCAAUUUGACGUUAGUGGCGCUAUGCAUGCACUGCCAUACUUUUACGCCCUUGAUCGAGCUAAGCAGAAAUACCCGGAACUAAAUCUCGAAGGGCUGUUCAUCGACUCCUGUAAUCGGGGAGAAUAUGUGGCGGGCGUGUUGAACAGUUUCAUGAGUAACAUACAUCCAGCAAUGGAUCAGAAGGGGAGAAGAAUUAACCCUGGACGGGUCCUUGGAUAUGUUGAUGGAUCUUCGUCCAAAUCUGCAUUUCCAGUUGCAUUAACCUUAAAUUCUCUACACGUGCCAGAUGUAGGAUCUAUGGCUACAGUCAGCCACCUACAGGACUCUAUGGAAUUUCCUUUUUACAGGAGUACUGUGCCCCCUGACACUGAACAGGCAAGAGCUAUGGUGCAUUUUCUCUCAUUGGCAGGAUUCAGUUACAUACAAACUGUGUACCGUGCCGAUGAGUACGGCCGCCAGGGACAAAUGGACUUCAAGAUGGUCGCCGACACACAUUCUCUCUGCAUUGCAGGAUCUUAUGAGCUUGGGAGAGAAAACGAUGCUGAUGACAUAAUGAACAUGAUCCAACAGAAUCCAUCUGCCAAGACUCUUGUUGUCUUUGGGUAUGGUUCUGAUGUCCGGGAGAUUUUUGAAGCUAUGCAACGAACUGGAUCUGAAGGGGAUUUUGUUGUCUUUGCUAGUGCUGGAUGGGGAGAAACCCCACUGCCUGUUGAGCUGGAUGAUGUGGCAACCGGUAGUUUCACCCUUUCUUUGCAAACAUCUCCACUUGCAGGAUUCACAUCGUAUCUCCAAAGCUUGAAUGUAGGAUCGACAGGAGUUCCGUUUUAUUCCAACUUGUACGAAGAAGCCUUUUCGUGCUCUUUGGAUCCACAGUAUAUGAGGGGGUAUCCAUCUGAAUGUGACCGCACCCAGAAGCUGAACAACAAUCCUAAAGCUUUCACCCGAGUCCACCAGACCACGGCACAGUUUACGAUCCAAGCUGUAGAUAUGGUUGCUCAAGCCAUUGCAGCAGUCGUGCAAGAUGUGUGUGCCUCCAAAAAUCCCUGUUCGGCUUUCUAUGACUUGCCAGAUGCCCGUCAAAGAAUAAUGGAAAAUAUUAAGGCAAUCAAACCUACUUCCCCGGUCUCCUAUACCUACCAAGUUUUGAACUACAGGCCGAAGCAAGGACAGAAGUUUGUUCCGGUUGCCAGUUAUGAUCCAGCUGAUCGAGUGACGUCUUUAGGUUCGAACAGUCUUGUGUUCCCGAACAACCAAUCUGUCCACAACAUGGCCAGCAGGUGCACAGGUUUCUGCCAGCAAUGCUCUUACUUAGUGGCAAAGCAGCCAUACAUCAUGAAACGAGGUGACAUAAUGAUUGGAGCGCUGGUUGGAAUGUCCAAGAAAGACACUAACCCGUUUGUGUGCCAAACGGCAAAGGCUGAAGAUGGGUUCCAGUAUGCAGCAGCCAUCCAGUACGCCAUCAACCAGAUCAACUCUAAUAUGUCCCGGGUUAAGUUGAACAACGUUCGUCUGGGCACCUUAAUCAUAGAUGACUGUGAUAGCGCUGACAGGGCGCAUAACAUCCUCGGAGGGCUUUACACUGACACUUUCCGACCUGACGGAAUUGACUUAGACAACUUCAGGGGUUGGCUGACCUAUUCCUCUGAUAGCACAAUAGGGAGUGGAAAAUUCCUGGGAAAUCUCGGAGUACCUGUUAUCAGCCCCUUUGCCUCUGCUCUCGAACUUCGGGACAGAAAUGACUUUCCUUCUCUGUAUUUGACUGUCCCUCGAAUAGAUAGUAUGGUGUCUGCAUUGGUACAGGUGGUCAGGGCCCUGGGUUUUUCUUACAUCCAGCUAGUCUACUCUCCAACAGCUUAUGGGAAAUCUGGGAUGGAGGAACUGGAACAAGUAUCCAAACCAGAAGGCAUUUGUGUUGUCAGUACUUAUGAGCUGGGCUAUGGAAACAACAGCCAUAUCCUAAAUUCCCUGAAAGAAGGACAAACGAAUGUUGUUGUUGUAAUUGCGGAGCAUAGCUACUACAGUGCAGAACUAAACAAGUUGGCAUCAGCCUUGAAUCCAAAUAAAUACCUCUUUAUAACAAGCCAACCCAUGAAACUUACAGCUGCUCAAGUCGAGAUCAGCGUGGUACUGGAAGAACCUCCCAUUCCAGAUUUUUCCAACUUCCUCGCUACGCAGGGAGGUCAUUUCUUUAUCAGGUACUUCCAGGAGCGGUUCCAGUGCAAACUACCGGGUGCCUUUUAUAGUCCUUACCAGGCCACGUGUCCAGGCUCCGUUACAAGUACCAUUCUCAGCUCUGCUACAGAUGCUAAUGUACUAGCCACAAUCGACGCCGUUGAGGCUUUGGCAGAUGCCAUCCACAGAACCCUUCAGGAGAUGUGUGGAGUAAACUAUGACGAGGUUUGCUCCAAAUUUGAGGUCUCCAUGGAUACAAACAGUAAAAUUUUACAGAAGCUUGACAGUGUGUCCUUCGACGGGAAGAGAUUAUUUCAAAACAGAAUGUCUCCUCGAAACAUGAAAGUCCUUCAGAAGUCUGGCAAUGAUUACACAAAGGUUGGAUCUUUCAGUAGUGGUUAUCUAACUUUGAUGGACUCCAGUCCUCAGAAGAGGGCGCUGUUGCAGAAUGCUGCGAAUAUUAACUCUACCUGUAUCAGUCCCUGUGAAAGGUGCAUCGAGAAAUCGUUAAAUUUUACCUUCAUCCCUGGGGAUAUCUAUCUUGGUGGCAUGUUUGACGUACACACUCGGUCCAUCAGCCCGUUCACGUGUGGUAAAGUGAAGACUCUUCAUGGAUUCCAACUUCUUGAGGCAUUUCAAUUCGCCGUUGAUAGGGUGAACAAUAAAAUGGGGUCAUUUUCUGACAAGCUGAAAGGAGUUACUUUAGGGGCAAUCGGCAUGGACUCCUGUGAAAGUGCAGUCAGAACAGGUUACCAAGUGUCCAAUAUUCACAACGGAAUGUUUUCUGUGAAGAAAAAUGGAUAUGAAGUAGAUCCGUCUGAAAUAAAGGCGUACGUGGCAGCCUAUGAAAGUGACCGCACAAAAUACCUGGCCCGGAUCUUAGGCUCUCUUGAAAUACCACAGGUUAGCUACGGGGCCACCAGCAUUGAACUCAGUGACAAAGAUAGGUACCCUUUCUUUAUCCGCACUGUUCCCUCAGACGAUCAUCAGGCGGAUGCCGUUUUAGCUUUCCUCAACAAGAAGAAUAUGCGUUAUGUCCAGAUCCUGAGUUCGCCGACCGACUACGGCAGACUGGGAUCGAAGGCGUUCAUUGAGAGAGCUGAAAGGCACCGCAUCUGCGUCGCCCAGAGCGUGGUGUUUCCUGACAACGGUACCGUUACAAGAGAGAGUGCUAGUGAUGCAGUGACCACAAUGCUGGACAAACCCCUGGCCAACAUUGUAGUUAUCUUUGCAGAUACUGGGUACCUGAAUGAGUUUCUGAUGGCCGUGAAGAAAAACGUCCAAGCCAACAAGAAAUUCCGGUUUGUGGGCUCCAUCAUGUGGUCCCUAAACUUCCAAAUGGAUCCAUCCGUUGUAGAAACAACUUUGGGUGCUGUCACUCUUAACCUGGAAUCUAAAGACAUGAAAGCCUUUGACGAUUAUUUAAAGGAUAAAACUCCUGCUAACUACCUAGACAAUCCAUGGUUUGAUGAAUACUACGAGGAAAUCCGUAACUGCUAUUUACGUAAUCCUUUGGGGGAGUUUUUCCGAAACAAACCGUCCUGUGGGACGGAGUUCAGCUCAAUUGUGAGUGCAUCAAGAUACAUACAAGACCCAGGUGUUCUGCACGUUGUUAACGCUGUGUACGCCUCCGCCCACGGAAUACACUAUGCCUUAACACAGCAUUGUGGGUCCAACUACACGGGUGUUUGCGAACUAUUCAGAUCUUCUCCAUCGACAAAUGAGCUCAUAUUCAAGGGAAUCGAAAUGGCUCGCUUCAAGGACGACACUGGCGCUAAUUUCGAAUUUACCAACCGUAGGGAUGGAAACAAAGGCUACACGCUGUACAGUAUCGAAGAAUCCACAACUAAUUCAAAUGGUUACGUCUAUAAUUCGAUUGGAACUUAUAGUAACCAAAGUGGGCUAGAAAUGGAAACGUACGAAUCUGAUUGGGAAGGCAGUUGCGACCGACCAAGUGUGUGCACUGAAUGUCCGGGGUUACGUGAUUCUGUCACCAGGUACGUGGAGGGUCCGCCAGGCAAUGAUGUCAUCACGGCUACAAUAAUUGGAGUCUUUGACCUUCACAGAUCCCGGUCCUACGACGAGUUCCUCUGUGGAGAGAUGAACUAUGACACCGUGUUCUAUAACAUUAUGGCGUUCUUCUACACAAUAGAAAAACUGAUCAACAAUCAGCCUGGGUUUAGCUCUAAGGUAAAAAUCAAUGGUCUCGCGAUAGAUACUUGCUCCAGUAACAUCCGAGUGGACUCAGACUUGUACGGACUCUUAUCGGGAAAGGGCCUAUGUCACACCGACACUGACUUGUCCCAGAAACUUGGCAUGUCUAACAUAGCGGGCGUUCUGACUUUAGGCGAAGACAACACUUUUGCAGCAAACAGAGUCUUGUCCCCAUUAGCCAUCGGUAUGAUCAGCCCAGACGCUAGCUCAUUGUUACUCCGGAAUACUGAGCGGUAUGAUUAUCUCUUGCGAGCCAGCCCACCUAGCACAGAACAAGCCAUGGCCAUCUUGGCUAUUCUCCGGAAACACGGAUGGGACUACGUCUCUGUGGUGUACACUGAUAAUGGGUUUGGCACCAGCCUGUAUUCAACGUUUAGGAAGUAUGCUGCGGUGGAUGGAGUCUCACCAGUUUGCUUGGGUCUCUCAUUAUCGGUCCCAGAAGAGGCUUCAGCAGACAUCUACCAGUCUGUCGUACAGGAACUUGAUGAAAAUGGUAAGAAGGGCGCGCGAGCAGUUGUGCUCUUCACAACCAAACAAGCAACCAGUCGUAUGAUAAGAGCAAUCAAAUCUGCACGUCCAACAACGAAGUUCAUCCUGAUCGGAACCGAUGCCUGGUCUGUUGAUGCUGAACUCCUUCGCAACCAAGAGACUUUCCUGGAAGGAACCAUCACUCUGACAAAAAUCAAGCCUCAGGUUCAAAAGUUCAAGGAGUACUUUGCCGAAAACAUGAACAAAGGGGACCAAAAACUCCUCCCCAGAGAUUGGUAUGAAGAGUGGUACCAGCAUGCCCACAAGUGCCACCUGGCGGAUGGCAGCACCAUAAUCUCUCUACGUGAUAAGUACCCACUGCCAUGCCAGGGAAACCUGAUAUUGAAUGCUACGGCCAUCCACCACGACGCCAACGUGUUCCACACCAUACUCUCCACAUAUUCCAUUGCAGCGGGACUAAGUGAUGCUGCAAAAGAAUGUAUCAAUGCUACAUUGGAGGAAUGUAUGCGAGCUGGUGGGUAUGCCUUCCGCUCUCGUAUCUUUACCACAACACACGGAUUAAUGUGGAGCGCGGUUGACUCUAAAGUUAACACGGACUCUGUGAAGAACUUUAAUUUUACCUUCAACAAAAUGCGCUACGGCAACACUGGGUAUACAGUUAACUCCGUGCAGUAUGGGGAUAUGGGACGCCUUGAGUACCAGAAGGUUGGGAAUUGGACGUCAACACUGGUGAUGGGCGAUCUGUCCCAUUAUGAUGACAUAAGAUCGGUGUGUCUAUUGAAGAAUAAGUGCUCUUGCACCGUAUUUGGUCCCACAACUGGAGCCUUGACAGGUGCCAGUGGCUAUGAAGGGUUAGGCGACCUUCCCAGAAACUACUAUGACAUUGAGACGACCGUCUACAGCAACGGGACCGUAGGGUACAGGAGACGAUUUGAUUGGCCCAUUUGGGCAAUUGUUUUGGGAAUUCUCACAUCCUUGGGAAUUUUGGUUUGCCUGUUUCUGUUUGUGAUACUGCUUGCUUGCUAUCCCAUCAAGACUGGCACUACAAUUUUGGGCUUCUUGCUCCUCGUCGGUAUCAUAGGAAUCUACGCUAUAAACUUUGCUUUCUUCCUUCCGGCGAGUGUUGUCACCUGCGGAGCUCGACGAUUCGUAAUGGGCAUCGUCUACGCCAUAUGUUUUGCAGCCCUUCUGGUCAAGGCUGCCGACAACUGGCGUUAUGGGGAAUUUGAUACCGCACCAAAGAAAUACAAAGGCAUAACAAGCGCCAUUGGUCUUCUUCUCAUCGCCCUGUUCCUAAUUUUCAUCCAAGUGAUAAUACCAAUCAUGUGGCUUACGGUAGAUGAACCUGCAGCCUUCCUUCUCAGCGACAGCGUCAUUCCUCAUGAUUAUUGGUGGUGCGGACCUCCUCCGUUUUACGAUCUGGCGCUGGUCUUGUCCUUCAUCUAUGUUAUGAUCCUAGUUAUCCUAACAAUCAUCUUUGCAGUUUUGGCUUGGUUCAAUCAAAACAACUAUUACGAGUCUCGCUGGAUCCUUGGAGUGUCCAUCUCAACGGCUGGUAUCCUCAUGGUCUGGAUGAUCGUGUCGACAAUGGCGGCUGUACCUUACAGAGACGCUGCCGUCGCCGUGGGGAACUGGGUCAACGCCACGCUCCUCCUCAUUUGCCUGCCUUUGAGGAAAACUUUCCUCCUGUUCCGAAUUUUACGAAACGGAAGUGAAGAUGAUAUGUCUGAAAAAGAUAGUAAGAUAAACGGCUACAGCACAGAAUUCGUCAACACCACCUUCGAUGUUGACGAUUACCAGUACAACUCUAAGAGCAUGUACUCCAUGACGGACAAGUCGGCCGUUUACAGCACCCAGGAUGGCCAGGUGGUGCUCAAGAGAGCUCCGGAAGCGGACAAUACAGUUCACGACACGGAUGUCACCGACUUGAGGCAGAGGGAGACCGGUGAGCAGACGGCCUCCAUGUUGAUUGGAGAGGAGGAUAUGGUUACAUCACCAAUCGUCGUUGAAAGCAGCGGGUCCGCAGCUGUAGCAGCGGAGGCCCCCACGAUGGAGGGACAAGAUGUGGCAGUGGCCAGACUUGGCGGAGAUGAGGUAGAAACCAGCACACAUGUGGAGAUAAAGUCCAGCUAUAAGCAAGAGGAAUAUGUGACCUACAAUACUGACUAUGAAGCUGAGGUUGCCAUUGAGCCUCCUAAGGAUGAAAUACCCGAUCCUGUCAUUAUCACCGAACCAGUGUCGUCCGGAAGUGAGAUGGGGUCAGACUCGGAUUCCGACACUGGUGACUUCACUGACAGUCAAGAAGAAGAGCGCAUUCCAUGGGAGAUAACAGAAGAUGGCCAAAUAGCCGAAUCUGACUCCGGCCACCCCCAUAGACGAGUUCUCACCAGAUCUUACGAAGUCACUAGAGAGGAGGAGGUGACUGUAACAACACUAGACUGAAUAUCAGCUGUAUAUAACCUUAAAAUGCUAGAAGCUUUUCCCAUAUCACGGAGAUCAACACUGAACAUUGGCAGUCAGAUUCUAAUUAUGCGCAAUGGUUGUGUUAAGUCGAGUAAUUGUGAUAUUUUAACUUCUUCUGUAAGAAUCACAGCAGCUUAUUUCACAAAACUAUGGUUGGAAUUGAGUGAGAUUUUAACGUGUUCCACAGUUCACGGUUUAAAUUGUGAUACAUACACAUAAUAGAACAGAACAGGUUGGGUCCAGAAAUAAGCGUCUAAAUAGAGUUAAAAGUAGUGGAAUAGGCCCCGAUGUAUCUCUCGCUUAUUGAGUCAUCUAGUGCCAAUGACUAAACAUUUUACAUAUAAAUAUUGUGCUGUGUGCUUGUAUAUGUGUCUGAGUUUUGCUACACUGUUUCACGAGCUGUGUAGUUUUACGUUGAAACUAGCGUACUUAUCUUGGAGUGGACUUUUGGUAUAAAACCACGUAUAAAAACGCAUGAAAAGUUAAAAAAAAAUUCGUCAAAACUGGUAAAAUGUUAUCCUACUGUUUUUCUUUGUACUGUCUUUUGAAGAUAGAGCAAAUUUUACGCACGGCUACGAGAUCAUAAUUUGCUUGAAAUUGUGUACAAAUAUUUUAAACUAUAUUUCAUUUUUGUGAAGUUUGUUUCAUAGAAAUGUAUAAGUAUAAAGAGUUUACCGGAUAAGUUAUUCGAUUUGUUCGAUCUAGACGAACAUAAGGUAAGAAAAAAAAUUACAAUUUGACUAUUCUGAACUAACGUUAAAGAAAUGGUUUUCUCUCCCAGACUGAAGAAUCAGUAUUCUCCCCUCUCUUGUGUUUGUCACCCCC
Messenger RNA from Liolophura sinensis, 9368 nucleotides. RefSeq lists its product as uncharacterized. Gene Ontology annotation, molecular function: G protein-coupled receptor activity. The transcript has 11 exons. The coding region runs from base 129 to 8522 and encodes 2797 amino acids. Lineage: Eukaryota; Metazoa; Mollusca; Polyplacophora; Chitonida; Chitonidae. Gene Ontology annotation, biological process: G protein-coupled receptor signaling pathway. Gene Ontology annotation, cellular component: membrane. The record is from RefSeq and is a predicted model, not a curated record.